CAACAAUCAUCAAUGAUCAACUGGCAAGCACGACGCCUACCGUUAUUCACACUUCUGAGCGACACUAUAAAUAAUAAUGAAUUAUGACCAUCAUACUUAUGACUACUUACAGCAAGAACGCUAAAUAUAUUUGAAAAAAAUGUUUCAUAUUACUGCAGAAGGUUUUAUAAUGUUCGCUGGACCAUAAUAUGUGAAAUGUGUAGAAAUAUCCGCGUCUCUUCUCCGGAGCCUGGUCACAUGCGCGCUUGGGCAUAAUGGCUGCACAGGAUCCCUCACCACCAUCUUCAUUAGAAGGCAACAAACCUGGCUUUCCCAAAAAAAUACUCGCCAACAAGCUGGAGGACAAGCAUCUGUGCAAUAUCUGUCAGAAAAUCCUCAGGAGACCGUUUCAAGCGCAGUGCGGACACCGUUUUUGUUCAUAUUGUUUUAAUAAAGCAGUGAGCUCUGGACCACAGAAAUGCAGUGCCUGUAUAAAAGAGGAUAUCUUUGAAGAGCCAACAUCAAUUCUGAAACAAGGCUGUGCAUUUCCUGAUAAUGCUGCCAAGAGAGAAGUCGAAGCUCUUGAAGCUGUUUGCAUCAAUGAGGAAUGCAGUUGGACAGGCACCAUCAAAGAAUAUGAGGCGAAUCAUGAGGGAAAGUGUGAAUUUAGGAUCCUGCCCUGUCCAUUAUGCAAAGAGCUUCUGAGAGCCAAUGAACUUGAGCGGCACAAUGAGAGAGAAUGCCCGGAAAGGACCCUGAAUUGUAAAUACUGCAAGGAGCCUUUUCAUUUCAAAAACAUUAAGGCCCAUGAUGAGAUCUGUCCUAAAUACCCGAUGAUUUGUGAAGGCUGUGCCAAGAAGAAAAUUCCCAGAGAAAAAUAUGUCGACCACAUUAAACUCUGCAGCAAGUUCAGAACACCUUGCAGAUUUCACGUGGUAGGCUGUGAUAUGACGGUGGAAAAGGAGAAGAUCCAUGACCAUGAGCAAUCCUGUUCCUACGAGCACCUGAACCUCCUAUUGCACUUCAUUAUGGGCAUCAAGGUAAACCUGGAGAGUCUGCAGCCUCAGAGUCUGGAGUUGGCCAGUCACAAGAUCCAUGAACUGCAUCAGUCUCUGCGGGAGCUGGAGUUAAAGAUGGGCCAGCUGAGUGGAGCCGGGGCUCCCGUGCAGGGGGCCUGUGCACCGCUGCCUCCAACGCUGAGUACGUCUUUCACCCCUCUUCCAACAGCUGUUGGGGCAGCCUUGGAGCUGCAGCUACAUAGUGAGAAGACCAAAGUAGCGGAGCUCAGCCGACGCUGUCAGGAGCUGGAGCUGAAGAUAAGCACCUUCGAGAACAUUGUCUGCGUACUCAACCGUGAGAUGGAGCGCUCCGCAACCACCAUGGAGGCCUAUAACCGCCAGCACAGGCUUGACCAGGACAAGAUUGAGUUACUUAAUAACAAGGUACGGCAGUUGGAGAGAACGGUAGGCCUAAGGGAUCUCUCCAUCGUGGAGAUGGAGGGAAGGAUGAGGGAGAUGUCUGCUGCCACCUAUGAUGGCGUCUUUGUGUGGAAGAUCUCUGAUUUCUCAAAGAAGAGACAGGAUGCUGUAGCUGGCCGUGCUCCAGCUAUGUUCUCAUCCGCAUUUUACACAAGCAAAUAUGGCUAUAAGAUGUGUUUACGCAUCUAUCUGAAUGGGGAUGGGACGGGACGUGGUACUCACUUGUCUCUGUUCUUCGUGGUGAUGAGGGGACACAGUGAUGCCUUGCUCAAGUGGCCUUUCAAUCAGAAGGUCACCCUCAUGUUGCUGGAUCAGAACAACCGAGAGCACAUCAUCGAUGCUUUCCGGCCAGACAUCUCCUCUUCCUCCUUCCAGAGGCCUGUCAGUGACAUGAACAUUGCCAGCGGCUGCCCCCUCUUCUGCCCUCUUUCUAAACUAGACUCCAAAAACUCCUACAUCCGAGAUGACACCAUUUUCAUCAAGGCCAUUGUUGACCUCACAGGCCUGUAAGAUGUCGCUGCUGCUCCGCCAUUCUCAUUUCUCCAGCCUGUAGUGGUUCCCGUGCAGUACUUCUCACCUGAUGCCCGGUCCUUUGGCUUGAGCUCUUUGGCGCGCUUGUUGUGAGCCACGAAGAGACUCCGGUACCCAGUGCGAUGCUGCUCUGGGAUGGACACCACUCUGCAUUAUGUACCAAAAUUGUUCCCAGAGUCGUGUGCAGUUUUACUGUAAUAUAGUCGCCCUUUGGGAACGCUCGCUCUCUUUGAGUGAGCCGAUUGUAACGUAACUACUUGCCUGUGCCAUAAAUACGGCACCUUGCCUUUUAUAGAGAUUGAGAAGAAGACUUUCUUCACAAGAUAGAUGCCAUUUCAUUAUCAAGCGCUUGGCUUGUGUUGCAGUCACUAUUUCCUUUAGUGUUUGAGAUACCUGUAAGUGAAUGUUUCGUGGGUAGACAGACGUGCAAUCUGAUGAAUGAUCUUGUGACUGUGUUACUCUAAGCAUACAGUAGGCAUCUUCCGACAUUCCCUUUUAGCAUUGUGUGCCUCAAACUUUUCGAAUCCCUUAUUUCGUUGGUUCUCUCUGGUUAGUGGUGGACAUUGCUUGAAUUCCCUAAAGUCCAAAGCGUGGAAUUUUCGGCCUUGAUACCUGCUUGUGAGCGAGGAGUCGUCGUGUGAAGGUUUGUCCUGUGUUUUGGCCUUCGUUUCCAUUUUUGGUGUUCUUUGAUGUAUUAGUUUGCAUGUUGGAUCUGUGGAAGAUACAUUCAAGUUAGCAACAGACCAGGUUUCAACCUUGGGCCUGACAAGCAAAGGCAGUUUCAUUGUAAAUCGCUGUUGAAGAAAACAACAAAACCACGCUGGCGUUAGAAUCAUCCGUUUUCUUUUCUAACACCUUUUCUAUACGGUUAUACAGGAACUAAAGACGCAGCCUUGAAUCUUGAGGUAGUGUAAGUAGGACAGAUAAUCUUGUGUGCUUUAUCGUGACGUGGAAAGGCUGAUGUUUAAUAGCAUUUUGAUGUUUUCCUGUCUUUUGGGUGUACUUUUGAUAUUGUGCUGCUUCGGGCAAACGGAUGCCAUUAAAUCUAUACGACUGGCUUUGGACUGUGCUGAUCUGUUAAAUCCGAGCAGGUGUUUGAAAACUCUUAGUCAGUGAUUUCGGUCAACUUAAAGACCUUAGGUUAAAUGUAAACAAGGAAUGUGAUCGUUUUAAGAUCGGAUCAGUGCAUCUUCGUCCACGAGAAGAUUCAAGGAAGGCAUUACUAGAUGCAUAACUUCUACAUAAGGGCUUUUAGUAUACAGUACGUCUUCCAUGUGAGCCUUUUGGUCCAGUUGUUUCAGUAAACGGAGUCCGAGACGCUGUUUAAAGAUGCCUUCAUGCUAACAAAGCACCUCGACCCAGCCUAUUUUCAAACCAGUUCCCACAGAUAUCAAAACCUCUCUGUGCAUGAGAUGUUUUGAUAGAAAAGAAAAGACAUAUUGUAAAUUAUUGGUUUACUUUGUAGACCAAGAUUUUAUUUGUAUUGCUUUACCUUUUAAUCUGUUGAUUGAGAUGCGGUAUAUGACGGUUAUAAGUGUGAGUGUGGUAUAUUGUUUAAGUAUAAAUAAAUAAACUAUACAGUAUACACCAGUUUUAUGACUGGUGUAGCUGUGGCUAUAACAUAUAUAAAUCAUAAAUAUAAAUAAAUAUAAAUAUAUAUAUACAUAUUAUAGAUUUAUAUCAAUAAUAAAUGUACUAUUUCCUGUUGGGAUGGUUUCAAAAUGUGUUCGGGCUCAUUUUGGGCUUUGGUAAGUUCUCCUCCUAUUUGGCAGAAUCUUUUGAGGGAAUGAAAUUUCGAAUGAAAAACUUCCGUUUUUUCCUCUCUCUCAAGGAACUGUCUACGUUGCUAAAUCUCACCGUUGUAGAUUGCCCAGCUUGCUUUUUGCCCCAAUGAGAUUUUUGUGAAUAGUUCUUCAGUGAUGUGCCUCUGUAGCAUAACUGCUUCUAAACAAAUGUUCUCUAUACAUAGCUUUAGCUACAGUAACAAUGCAUGUGGCAAGUGUGGUGUAUUGCAAAUCAUAUUAAAAUGAUUCUUUUGACAGUUUUUUUUAAUCGUUCACCUUGACGUUUUGUGCAGCUGUCACCUUAUUUAAUUGUAGUAGUGCACACAUUUGAGCUCGUGCAAUUAUACAAGUGUCCUUCCUGUUAUUGAAUCUACAGUUUGCAUAUACUCUUGUCUGGGCUUAUAUUCAUACACUAUAAAGGUGAAUAGGAAAUGCUUGUGAGUGCCAUUUUAUUUGUAUGACGUUUGGACUCGAACUUUAGUUUUAUCUUCGAAUAAGCUUACGCUACACUAGAAAUGUGAUAUUUUUUAACGUUUUUGCAUACAGUUGAGAUUACAGCUCACAGAUGUAAUUUAUGAAAUACAGGAAUGAUUUUUCUUAUUCAGCUUACUGAUAUUUGUAUACUUUUUAUUUCCAAGGUUGCAUUUCAUAGAGGUAACUUUAGUUAUCCAGAUUUCUACGUAACUUUGUAUGCCUUUCUCAUGGUGUGCCAGUGCCACUGAUCUUCCUGAUUUUGUUCAACAGAGCUCGAGACGUUACUGUGAUGGCACUGUGGGUUUCUUCUGUGAAUUGUGGUAGUAAUGUGCCAAGGAAGGAACCUUUGUGUGAUUCAUUCUGUGUUAUGGUUUAAUCCUUAGUGAAAUCUAAAAAUAAAGUCUUUUCUGUUCUUUUA
This is a messenger RNA of Paramisgurnus dabryanus, 4664 nucleotides long. RefSeq names its product Tnf receptor-associated factor 2a (gene traf2a). The record is from RefSeq and is a predicted model, not a curated record. Gene Ontology annotation, cellular component: cytoplasmic side of plasma membrane; plasma membrane signaling receptor complex; cytosol. NCBI's taxonomy places the organism in Eukaryota, Metazoa, Chordata, Actinopteri, Cypriniformes, Cobitidae. Gene Ontology annotation, biological process: regulation of apoptotic process; tumor necrosis factor-mediated signaling pathway; positive regulation of canonical NF-kappaB signal transduction. Gene Ontology annotation, molecular function: ubiquitin-protein transferase activity; zinc ion binding; tumor necrosis factor receptor binding.